Messenger RNA from Lytechinus pictus (painted urchin), 2513 nucleotides. Its product is annotated as lengsin-like. Gene Ontology annotation, molecular function: glutamine synthetase activity. The coding region runs from base 254 to 1672 and encodes 472 amino acids. The transcript has 3 exons. The record is from RefSeq and is a predicted model, not a curated record. NCBI's taxonomy places the organism in Eukaryota, Metazoa, Echinodermata, Echinoidea, Temnopleuroida, Toxopneustidae. Gene Ontology annotation, cellular component: membrane; cytoplasm.
AGUAUAUAUCUCUAUGGUAUUGCAUGACUUAUUGCACAACAAGUCAACGACUAUCCAAAAUCAAUAAGUGAGCGAUCAUUUAGCAAGUUGAAGCUCAUCCUCUCCUACGUGUACUUGCGAGCCUCUGUGGGCCAAGGUAAACUAAGACUAGUGGUCGAGCUUUACUGAGUGUCGAGAGAGAAGUCGUCGCACCUGCGUAUUGUAUUGAAGCAUUUGAACUGAGACAUUCCGAGAUCACUUUGUUACUACAAACAUGGGUCUUAAAUGGUCAACCCUUUCCUCCGGAAAAGGAUCUCCAACCACAGGCCAAGAACACUUGACCAUGUCAACGAUAACAGAAGAUAAAGUCUACCGAUUGAAGGAACUGAAGCGCGUUUUGAACGACUUCAAGAAGAGAGGCAUCAAAUGGAUCCGGGUGGAAAUCACCGAUAUCAAUGGCAUGGCGUGUUGUAAGAUGUUAGCCGUCCAUACUUUGAAGGACCUGGAGUCGAAACUGGAGAGGGGCUUUUCCUUCCCUUCCGGAUGCAUCAUAAAUAGCCAUUCAGGGAGUUUUUAUGAGUCGGCUUUCAAGGUUAAAUAUUUUUUCUCGGAUUUCUGUGCGCUUCCAGAUCUUGGUUCCUUUAGGAUGAUCCCCUGGCUUGAGGAUACAGCGACGUUCUCAACGGUACUCUAUCAUAUAAAUAGGAAAGACCUUGUGGUAGAGCAUCCCAGGAAUGUGGCGAUCCAACAACUCCACCGAUUGAAGAGUUUGGGGCUCUCAUUGAUGAGCGCCUGCGAGUUGGAGUUUCGACUCUGUGGCACUCAAGGACAAGAUCUGCUUGAGGAAGGUACACGAAUCUCCUUCAGCACAAAGAUAUUGAUAAGGGCCAAUGACUACAUCAAGAAGCUGUUCGAAUGUUUGAAACAGGCUGGAGUGCCGGUUGAUGGUAUUCACGCUGAGUAUAUUCCCGGAUCUCUUGAACUGAUCAUGAAGCCUUCAUUUGGCAUAAAAACCGCUGACGACGUCGUCAUGUGCAAGAAUGCAUGUAAAGAGAUCGCCCUCUGCAACGGUUAUAUUGCGCAGUUUAUACCAAACCCCAGUGGUACAGGGAAUGGAUGUACAAUCCACUUCAACCAUUCUAUUUGGGACAAGUCUGGCAACGUGGUGUCCAACGUGGCAACGGGUGAUCUAACUGACAUGGGUAAGCAUUGGAUUGCUGGUCUUCUUGCCCAUUCCCGAGGGCUGACUCCGCUCCUGGCUCCAACGGUCAGCGGAAUCAAGAUGUUUACCGAUUAUGACAACACUGACAGGUGUGAGCCGUCAUACGUUAGCUGGGGCAGGCAUAACCGAUCGGUUACUUUCCGCGUCAAGGACGCCGAUGGACCAAGUGGAUCGUAUAUAGAGAACCGGAUUGGAAGAAUUGAUGCGGAUCCGUAUCUCGUGCUUGCCGGCACCGUAGCUGCGGGACUCGAUGGCAUCAUCAACAAGCUGCCUCUUCCAGAGGAAUGCAGGGGAAACGCUCAUAAGGACAUGCCAAACAAUACACCCAAAAUUCCCUGUGAUAUGGUAGAAGGAAUCGCUGCUUUGGUCCAAGAUACAGCCCUAUGUGAAGCCCUCGGGCAGGAAUUCGUUGAUCUUAUAGUUGCUGUAAGGAGGCAUGAAAUUGAAUAUUGCAACGAAAAGGAGAUCUGAAUCAACUCUGAAUAUACCACAGUUGGCCCUAUCAUAGCCAAAGUCAUUUCAAGAGGGAACACUUUCUACACCUUUCUAACACACUACGGAAAUUUAGAAUUGUAAUUAGCACCAGAAUAGACCACAAAAUAAGUUUUAUGUCUUCAAAUUUUAUUUUCAAAGCCGCUCGCUUGUUUCACUCGCUCGCGGAAUAUACAGCUAACAUGUGUACAUUAUUUUAAUAAUCAUAAAUUCCCUUCUAAAUGUUUUGCUCAACUUAGAUUACCACAUAAUACACAGCUACUUCAGGCAGUUCAUCUGUUUGCGCCUUAUUCGUUCUUUGACAUAAAAGUACAUGAAGGCCUAUCCCUUUGGAGGCUCACCCCCUCCUCCUCCCAACAAAAAUCCGACCCUGAUCGGACAUCAACAUGCUACAGUUCUCAUCAAAUUUGAACGCUUAUGUGUCCUGUCAUUUAGAGUGGGGUAAAUAUAUGCUAUAACAAAAGAGAAAGUGCCCUUUCCUUUGCCCCCCUCCCCGUUCAAUAUCACUCCACCGCUCCUGAGGAUUUGCCGUUCCCAUGUCGAUGUAAAUAUGUUAGAGUACCAUAACGUUUUUCCUGUAUCCACCCCCUCUCCUAUGUCUUUCUGUCUCUAAGUAUCUUCAUUCAUAUGUUUUUUCAUCUCUCUGUCUCGAUCCCCAUGUUCGUCCGUAUGCACGUCAAAACUCCUAAUUUUUUUAUUCAUAAAUGUUUUGGGUAUCAAUUUUAUUACGACAUGAAGCUAUCUUUCUACAUUUCUUUCAUUUUAUUUUGCAUUUGCGAUGACUCAUCAAUAUAAUAAAACAGUAUCUUAAUCACAUGUA